Messenger RNA from Symbiodinium pilosum, 2967 nucleotides. NCBI's taxonomy places the organism in Eukaryota, Dinophyceae, Suessiales, Symbiodiniaceae. The record is from the annotation of a GenBank genome assembly.
AUGAACUGGGACAAUGACAGGCACCCAGAGAUCGCAUAUGCUGGCUUCAUUGAAGGGAAGGAGUUGGUUGACCGGACUCUGUUUGGCCUCUCAUUUCUUGAAGCUGGUGAGAUGGAUCCUCAGCAGCUGGCCGUUCUCGAAGGUGCCUACGAAGCCAUCACUAACUCUGGUGUCAAGGUGCAAAGCCUAUCCGGCAAGGACGUGCCCGUAGUGGUUGCCGUCAACCAUGCCGAUGCCGAGAUUGACUUCUACAGUCACUUUCGUGGAGUCAAUGGCGUUCCACCUCACAUCCGCGCGUACAAAGCAUUGUCAGCCAUUGCAGGGAGAGUCAGUCAGCUGCUGGACCUGCGCGGGUCGACUUUCUGCGUGGACGCUGCAUGCGCGUCUUCAAUGGUGGCUGUUCAUGAGUCCUUUCACCUGGUGAGGAGCAGCCGGUGCAAAUCAGCGAUUGCCGCCUCGGUGAACCACCUUACGAGUAUGGCUGUGAGCCUCUCUAUGGCACCCAGCGGUCUGCUCUCAAAGACCGGGCGAUGCCACACCUGGGACUCUUCCGCAGAUGGCUUCGUACGAGGGGAAGGUUCAGCCUCACUUUUCUUGGUCUCUGAGCCUGAUGGGUCUGCAGAGUCCUUGGGCGAGCUCUGCAACACCAUGGUGAAGCACAAUGGCAAGACUUCGCACCUGACGUUUCCAGAGCGCAAAGCAGAAGCAGACCUCGUGUACCAGUGCAUAAAUUCUUCAGACAUUAGCUUCAGUGAGAUCACCUAUGUUGAAGCACAUGGCACUGGCACGAUAAUCGGUGAUGCCACUGAAGCACAUGCGCUGCAGGAUAUCUUUGGUAUUUGGCGCAAACGAAAGUCAAAUCCAGUGCUGGUUGGCUCUGCAAAGGCCAAUCUAGGUCACCUUGAAGCAUCCGCUGGAAUGGCGGGACUUUUGGCUGUUCUGGCUGUAUUCAAACGCCGUGUAGCAGCCGGAAAUGCAGAGCUGAAACAGCUGAGCCCAUACAUCGCAGGUGCGGGUGAUGCAGUUGGCCUGCAGUUCCCUGUGGAGACAACUCCAUUGACACACGGCCCACUUGCAGCCUGCUGCAACUCCUUCGGCUUUGCUGGGACAAUUGGCGCAGCUGUCUUGGCUUCUUCAGAGUCUCCGAAUACACAACAAGAAGUCCGGCAUCGGGUGGCUUUCGUCUUGGUACUAAGCGCCGAUCUGCCUACACAGUCUGCCAUUCGGGAGGUAAGCGGCUCUCUCGGAUCUACAUAUCUGACUGCGGUCAAAGCUGUGGCAGAGAUGAUGCCCGUGGCUGUUGAUUUCGGGGCUCUAAGUGACGUGCUCUUGGGGCAGGCUGAAUGCCCAGAUUAUUUGAAAGCCAGUGCGUUCGCUGCAUUUCAGCUUUGCUUCGCAAGCAUAUGGAGAGAUCAUGGUGUUCAUCCAGACAGCUUCGCGGUAGCCACCUCGGGAGGCUUACGGAAAGUACCGGAACCUUGGAGGACUCUUUUCGAGAAGGAAUUCGAAUGCGGGAGCCAGACUCUGUCCGAGUAUGAAAUGGCGAUUGCCCUUGUCGCGGAGGGCACGAGGCCGUUCCACAACGCCGUAAAGUGUGUCGAGCAGGAUAAUGCGAGAGCCAAAGUCAUACCAGGUGCGGCAGCCGCAUCACAUCUCUUUGCGAGCAUGGGUCAAGUGGCCCGACGCAUGGUCUUCGACCUUGCAGCUCUCGAGUGCGAAGCGAAGGUUGUGCACAUAGAGGAGCCUGGCCUGCACUGGGAAUCCGAGAAGGCAUCCUUGGUGCCCGUUUCAAGCUUCAACGAGGCACUGGUUUUUGUGCAGAAGCUCCUGAAGGAGGUCGACUACAGUGACGAGGAGUUCGGAGCAUCCACGAUUCCCUUUCAGGAGCUGGACUCGCUCCAGUGGACGACUUUCAAGAGCUUGCUCUGCAGCCGCUGCGACCUCCUCGAUGUUGCGCUGGAUGCAAAUGUUGCUGGUAUCGCCCAACAGCUGCAACAGAAGACUCUGCACAGCCGACUGUCCGAUGUGCCCCAGGAGAUGGGGACGCUGCAAGCACUCACACCACUAGAAGCGGAAGGUCCAUCUAAUACGCUGAUUGGAGUUCAUGGUAUUGAAGGCGACCCCUUGUCACUGCAGUUCAAGACCUUGGCGAAAAGGUUGGCAGGGCAGGUGGCAAUGUAUGCGCUGAAGGUGACGCCGCAGCUACGAGAGGCAUGCUCAAACCUGGAAGAUCUGGCCCAGAUGCAUGUUGCGACACUUACGGCUCGAUUCGGCUACAAGACCUACAACAUCUACGGGCACUCCUUUGGGGCCAUGGUGGCGCACAAAAUGGCAGAGCUAUUUGAGCAGAAAGGAGUUGCGGUGACGCUCUUUCUGGGAGACUUCGAGGUGGCAUACCCGCCCGAACGCUUUAUGUCAAAUGUAAACGCGGAUGACUUUACGGACCGCUGCCGAAUGGGAAACUGGGAGGGUCCCGAACUGGAGGCAUACAAAAUCCUGCUCAGGAGACACAUGUUUUCACACAGGGAGGAUGCCAAGUAUUGCAGGAUCUUAUUGCAAGAUGUGGCAGAUGUAGAAAGGCGGGAGCAUGAGCUCAAGGGCUUUGUUCUGACCAAGGCUCGCCCGAACAACCUGCCCAUGGAGCACUACUUCAACAUGAUCACCGAGUUCGCAGCAAACAUGGGCUUUCACGAAGAACUUGUGAUGCAAAGCUCCAAAGCAGAAGCCGGGCAUGAGAGCGGUGCGAACUUCUUCGACCGGCAUACAUACUGUCCUGGCAAGCUGUCAGCAGCAACGCUGUUUGUCUCCAACAGCAGAGAGUUUUCCUGCUGCAUGGAGGUCAACAAGCACUUCUACAAGGAACUGGACAUAGUGCAUGUCCCUGAGCACGAGCACUACAACUUGCUUGAGAGUGAGGAGACUAUCCCCAGCAAAGUUCUGCAAGUAUUGCAAUCCCGGGCAACCUAG